AUGAUGACAUAAACCUUUUGAUUGAAGCCUCUACUUCUGCUACAUUGUUCCCACCUUUCUAUAAUUAGUGCUUGCGUUCCAUUCCAGCUUCUCUCUUCUUUUUUUGUCCCUACACUACUUUUUAUAACAAAAUCAUAUUAAUUAUAAUGAAUCAAUUCUCAAGUUUGAGUUUCAGUCUCUCCCUGGAUCAUUCACUUUCAUGCAGAGGGUUCAAUGUCAAAUGAAAAAGUAAUUAAAAUUUCUAUAAAUUCAGAACUUAUAAAAAGUUCUUCUCCUAAUUCACAAGCUAUGUCUUCAGUUUCAACAACCAAAGAUCCCAGAAUUCCUCGAAAAUUGCGUAAAGACAGAAAAUUGGCCUUGCAACAAGAUGUGGAGAGGUUGAAGAGGAAGCUUAAGCAUGAGGAGAAUAUUCACAAGGCAUUGGAGAGAGCUUUGAAUAGGCCGAUGGGAGCCUUGCCUCGUCUUCCUCCUUAUCUCCCUCCCUAUACACUAGGACUUGUGGCUGAAGUGGCAGUACUUGAAGAAGAAAUUAGAAGGCUUGAAGAAAUGGUUUUACAUUGUAGGAAGGAUUUGUAUCAAGAAGAAGUUAACAUGUCAUCCUCCAAGAUGAAACUCGAGAAUUCACUUGAGAACAAUGUAAACCCAAAUGAGAAUUCAAAAUCAGCCAAUGCUGCAACUAGGUCUACAACGACACUUCCCGAUGAUAGACAAGGAAAAGAGAUUCAAUCAUGUACUUCUUCUAUCAAGAGCAGCAAGCAAUCCAUAUGUAAAGGUCCAACGGCGAAAGUUUCUAUUAAGAAAGUUCCAAUCGAUAAUAAAUCAUUACAUAAACGUUCGGAACCUCCCAAAAAGAAGCAGCAGGAACAACGAAAUCCUCGUCUACAAGAAACUCCACAGGAAGAUGAAAGUCCAAAUAUAAUCUCCGAAAAUAUUCUCAAGUGCUUAACUAGCAUUCUCUUGAGAAUGAGUACACUACCUUUUAGGCCUCUAAAAUCUAAAAAAUGUAUUCAAGGGACAGAAUUUUUGGAUCCCUAUGGUAUUUUGGAAUUUGGAAAGAGAGACAUUGGUCCUUACAAGCAAUUAAGUACAAGUAAUAUUGAAGCUGAAUCUUUCAAUCCAAAUCAAACUGCUAAGUCUUUGUUUCUGCUGCAUCGGUUAAAAAUUCUUUUCAGAAAACUGGCAUGUACAAAUAUCGAUAAUCUCAACCAUCAAGAGAAGCUUGCGUUCUGGAUCAACAUAUAUAACUCGUGUAUGAUGAAUGCUUUCAUAGAAAAUGGCAUACAAAAGAGUCCUGAAAAGGUUGUUGCAUUAAUGCAGAAGGCUACAAUAAAUGUAGGUGGAAACUUGUUAAAUGCAACAACCAUAGAACACUGCAUUUUAAGGCUUCCAUAUCACUGGAAAUAUCUAAACACCAAACAGAUCAUAUUAUUAAAGGAAGUGAAAAAUCAUGAAACGGCAUUAAGAAGUACUUAUGGACUCGAAUUGUCAGAACCGCUAGUCUCGUUUGCUCUCUCUAGAGGAACUUUGUCAUCUCCUGCUAUAGGAUCAACUUUUAGGACAUGAACGUACUCAUGAAGUUUACCCAAAAGGCAUGUUAUUAUGGCUUUAUAACAAGCAGAAGAAGCAGUGAUUUGAAGCAUGAAGCAUAUUUGAAGCAGAUCUGAAGGGGAUUUGAAGCAGAUCUAAAGCAUAAGUUUGUUUUCUAAAUCAUAAGUGUUUUUUUUUUCAUUUUAGAAUCACAAUAUCUAUGAAGAUUUUGUUUUGUAAAGUGUGUUUUGUUGUUGUGUUCUGUUCUCAGGUGAUGAACUGAUUUUCACCAUGAGAGGUGAUUCAACUGCUUGAAUGAAAUGAAGACAAUAUAUGAUUAGUUUUUAUUGAUUUUUAAUUUUUUUAAGGAUCUAUGGUUACAGUUUUUUAAUCUGUAUUGUUUAUGUUUUAAAAAGUUGACUUAGAAUUUGGUUACAGUUAUCAAAUGAAGGUUGACAUUAAGAACCUGACAUGAGCC
Molecule: messenger RNA, 2005 nt
Organism: Vicia villosa (hairy vetch)
Lineage: Eukaryota; Viridiplantae; Streptophyta; Magnoliopsida; Fabales; Fabaceae
Exons: 12
Coding region: 214-1563 (449 amino acids)
Source: RefSeq, a predicted model, not a curated record